Messenger RNA from Cylicocyclus nassatus, 480 nucleotides. The record is from the annotation of a GenBank genome assembly. Lineage: Eukaryota; Metazoa; Nematoda; Chromadorea; Rhabditida; Strongylidae.
AUGCUGAGAUGUUGCGGCAAUGUAUCACUCGUCUUUUCCACUAUCACGAGUAUUGCAGUCAUAGCAGCCGAACUAGACUAUGUGUCGCAGUCUAAUGUGGAUAAUGUUCACCUCAGAAUCAAAUCUGUGCGUGGAGGGACCGCAUCCAAGCGAUGGAAAGAAAACAUCGCAAAACACAAAGAGGCUUUGAUCGCAUACAAAAACAAUACUGAGGGUAUACUUUGCGUGAAAAGCAAAAAUAGUUGCGAAGUCAAGUCAAAAGCCAACGACAACAAUUUUAUAGUCACGGUCGCCGAAGCCUGUGACUGCAGUAACAAAGCUCAACUCACACUGUGGCAGGUGUGGCCUCUGCGCAUUCCAAGUCGAAUGCAACUGUGUAGAGGGCUACAGAAGCGGAUCGUGCCACCAUGCUCAUGCCGUCAUUACGUUCGCAGAACAAGCGUAAGCCCUCAUGCGGUUGCGGAGCAAUUACCAAGCUAA